AUGCUUGGUGGGUCACUGUCUAGUAAAACUGCAAAUAUAAAUGGAACUCUACUCAACCUUCUUGGUAAAUGCAGAUCAAUGCUUGAGCUGAAGAAGCUUCAUGCCAUUGGGAUCUCUUUUGGUUUAUCUCAUGAAGACUCAUUUAUAUACAAAAUCCUUUCAUUUUCUGCUCUGUCCAAUUCAGGCGACAUUGAUUAUUCGUACAGGGUUUUCUCCCAGCUUUCCAGUCCAACAAUUUUUAGCUGGAAUACAAUCAUAAGAGGCUAUUCAAAUAGCAAUAAACCAAUCCAUUCCCUAUUUAUUUUUCUAAAGAUGCUGCGACAUGGGGUUGCACCAGACUACCUAACAUACCCAUUUCUCAUGAAGGCCUCGGCACGCCUUUUAAAACAGGAAAGUGGUGUAUCUGUGCAUGCCCAAAUUAUAAAAACCGGGCAUGAGUCUGAUAGAUUUAUCCAAAAUUCUUUGAUUCACAUGUAUGCUUCUUGUGGGAAUAUUACGUGGGCUCAUAAAGUAUUUGAUAAUAUGCAGGGAAAAAAUUUGGUUUCAUGGAAUUCCAUGUUAGACGGCUAUGCCAAGUGUGGAGAAAUGGCUUCGGCUCAGAAAGUUUUUGAGUCAAUGCAGGAGAGGGAUGUUCGGUCAUGGAGCUCUUUGAUUGAUGGUUAUGUGAAGGCUGGGGAGUACAGGGAAGCUAUGGCCAUCUUUGAAAAGAUGCGGGCUGUUGGUCCCAAAGCCAAUGAAGUGACUAUGGUGAGCGUCUUGUCUGCUUGUGCACAUCUCGGUGCUCUAGAAAAGGGAAAAAUGAUGCACAAGUAUAUUGUUGACAAUUGUUUACCAAUGACAAUGGUCUUACAAACUUCUCUUGUGGACAUGUAUGCUAAAUGUGGGGCAAUAGAGGAGGCUUUGUUUCUAUUUCGCGGCAUCUCAAAGAGUCAAACUGACGUGUUUAUUUGGAAUGCAAUGAUUGGAGGUCUUGCAACACAUGGGUUAGUGGAAGAAUCUCUUAAAUUGUUUAAGGAAAUGCAAAUGGUCGGCAUCCGAUCUGAUGAGAUCACAUACCUCUGCUUGUUGGCUGCCUGUGCCCAUGGAGGACAAGUUAAAGAAGCAUGGUACUUCUUUGAGAGCCUUGUUAAAUGUGGCAUGACACCUAAAAGUGAGCACUAUGCCUGCAUGGUAGAUGUGCUGGCGCGUGCAGGUCAACUAACCAAUGCAUACCAAUUUAUUUGUCAAAUGCCCAUAGAACCAACGGCUUCCAUGUUAGGCGCUCUUUUUAGUGGGUGUAUUAACCAUAGAAAUUUAGAUCUUGCAGAAACAGUUGGCAGGAAGCUUAUUGAGCUAGAUCCAAACAAUGAUGGAAGGUAUAUUGGCUUGUCAAAUGUAUAUGCAGUUGUCAAACGUUGGGAUGAUGCAAAGAGCAUGAGAGAAGCCAUGGAAAGAAGAGGAGUGAAAAAAUCACCUGGGUUUAGUUUUGUUGAAAUAUCUGGGAUUCUUCAUAGAUUUAUUGCCCACGAUAAAACACACCCUGAUUCGGAUGAAACUUAUUCUAUGCUACAUUUUGUUGUCGGUCAAAUGAAACAUGGCUGUCACCAAGACAAUCAGGAGGAUAAUUUGUUGAAUGAUACAUCAAUAGAAGAUGAUUUGAUUCUCUUUUGA
Molecule: messenger RNA, 1650 nt
Organism: Lathyrus sativus (Indian pea)
Lineage: Eukaryota; Viridiplantae; Streptophyta; Magnoliopsida; Fabales; Fabaceae
Source: the annotation of a GenBank genome assembly